UUCCAUUUAUCUGGCUUUACUCUGCAAGUCUGAAGAUGUAAAGACAUAUGGAUAUGAAAAGAUUCUAGAGCCGUUGUUGAGUGAUCUUGUUACUUUGGAAAGUCAAGGGAUUUUUAUUGCACAUCUUGGAGAAUUUGUCAGGGGCACAAUACAGUGUGUCAUAGCAGAUAAUUUAGGAGCACACAGUAUUUCUGGAUUUAUUGAGAGUUUUUCAGGUGAAUACUUUUGCAGAUUUUGUGAGGCCAAAAGAUCUGAUAUUCAAGAAACAGAGGUUAGUUCAGGUGCGUUUACUCUGAGAAGCAAAGAGACACAUGAAAUGCAUGUAAGUUCUGCACAGAGUAAUGCAAAACCAUGUCACGGUGUUAAAAGACGGUGUGUUUUCUCUGCACAUCUCUCCCAUUUCAGUGUUUGCAGUGGAUAUCCUCCAGAUAUUGCACAUGACAUUUUUGAGGGCAUAUUACUAGUUGAGUUGGCAUACUGCCUGAAUAUCUUAAUUUUGAAAAAAUAUUUUACACUUGACAGCCUCAAUGAGUCCAUUCUGACAUUUCCCUACAAAUGGGCAGACAAGAGUAAUCGCCCUCAUGCUAUUCCCAGGACUUUCAUGCAGAACAAAAGCAUUGGAGGAAAUGCUCAUGAAAAUUGGAGUCUCUUACGAUUCCUUCCAUUGUUGGUAGGACACUUGGUACCUCCAGAUGAAACAGCUUGGCAGGUAAUUUUGGACCUAAAGGACAUUGUUGAACUAGUUGUUGCACCAGUACACACAGAACAAUCAAUUGCUUUCCUUGAGUCUAGAGUCUCUGACCACAGAUGUAGGUUGAAAGAGCUGUUUCCAGGACUGAAGCUGUUACCAAAACAUCAUUUUGUGGAGCAUUAUCCACAGAUGAUUAAAUUCUUUGGGCCACUUGUUGGCAUGUGGACCAUGAGGUUCGAGGCAAAGCACAGUUUUUUCAAACGGGUUGUUCGUCACACACGGUGCUUUAAAAAUGUGCUACUGUCACUGGCAGUGAAACAUCAGUUCAUGAUGGCAUACCACUUGGAGUCUGUCACAACUGUAAGGCCAAGCCUAACUGUCUCAGCUGUUUCUACUGUCUCUGUUGACAUUCUGCAUCAUGAUGUACAGCGAGACUUGAAGAUUAAAUUCCCUGAUAUUACCCAUAUUCAGCUCACAAAGAAUGCUUCUGUGAAUGGAACAAACUACAGGCCUGGCAUGAUUGUAGUUUAUGGCUCCUCUGCUGGAUUGCCUGAAUUUGCAGAAGUUGUCCAAAUGGUUGUUGUGGAGGAAAACCUGAGCUUCAUUGUCAAAGAGAUGGGUGCCUGGUAUAGGGAGCAUUUUAGAGGUUUUGAACUUUUUCCCACAUCACACAUCUCCCUCGUUGAUCUUGGUGCCUUGGUAGACCAGUACCCCUUGGCAGAUUACAGGAUUGGAGGCCGGCGAAUGGUCAUACUUAAAAGAUUCAUUCAUAUAGAAGAUUGAAGAAUGGCAGAGCAGCUGAAGCUGAGAGUCAUCGUGGCAGAUGAUGAUUUUAGGAGACUUGACGUUCCAUCUGGGAUGCCAAGAACUUUGACUGAUCUUCAGAGCACAAUUCGCCAAGCAUUUGGAAUUGAAAGAGACUUUCGUAUUCAAUUCAUGGAUCCUGACUUCAACAAUGAGUUUAUGAACAUAACAUCAAUGCAAGACAUUCAAGACCGAAGUACAAUCAAACUUGUGUACAUGGCAAAUCUGGAUACAAGUGCAUCUUUGUCAAAGCAGUAUCCCACAUGCAGUCUUGACUCUUCUGCAAGUCCAGAAAGUAUUCAAAGAAACUCCAGUCUCUCAUCGUCUUCAUCCAACUCAGACAGCACCAUAAUUCUACCACAGUCAGACAGUGAGCUGAGAUCAUGUGCAUGGCCUCGCGAGUUUACUAUUCCUCGAUUUUCAUUCAAUGUAGAGGUGCAACUUCAGCGUGGAAAUGAGACCUUCAGAGAAACUGGAACUCGGCUCAAGAUUACUCCAGGUGUUAAAUCUGACAUCUUAGAGAAGCUAGCUGAGGCGAUUUUUCAGUUUACUGCUUAUC
This is a messenger RNA of Oreochromis niloticus (Nile tilapia), 2054 nucleotides long. RefSeq lists its product as uncharacterized. The record is from RefSeq and is a predicted model, not a curated record. The transcript is spliced from 2 exons. Bases 317 to 1474 code for a protein of 385 amino acids. NCBI's taxonomy places the organism in Eukaryota, Metazoa, Chordata, Actinopteri, Cichliformes, Cichlidae.